AUGCAGCCACAACCCAUCGAGCGCCCGGCCACACCGAUGAUGGAGCUGUGCUACUCAAGCGACGACGAUGAGCUGAACAGCACCAUCAUCGCGAUGCCAGAACCCGCGUCGGAGUGUGACGCAGCGGAGGCGGCCAUGGACUUGGAGCCACCAGCAGCAGCACAGCCAACACCAACGGCAUCCCCUGUCCCGGGCAACAUGGUAGUUGCUGGGCCCAUAGACGCGGGAAGUUGCGCCCUGCUGAUGGCACAGCUUCAAAACAUCGGCGCCCAGCUAACGACGGCGCUGGAGGAGCUGCGACUUUGCCGCGAGGAAAACGCGGCACUUCGUCGCGAGAAUGAGUUGCUGCUCACGGGCACUCGUUCGGUGCUCGAGCUGCAGACUGCAGCGAACGCAACCCUGCAGCAGUCGUCGGGACAAGGUGGAAUCCGGGAGACGGCCCGGAAGCGCCAGCAACGGCUGAGGCGGCGAGAGCGGGAACGGCAGCAGCAACAGCAGCAGCAGCAGCAGCAGCAGCAGCAGCAGCAGCAGCAGCAGCAGCAGCAACGCCAGCAGCAGCAGCAGUGUCAGCAGCAGCGUCAGCAGCAGCCGCAGCAACAACAGCUGCAGCAGCCGCAGCAGCAGCUUUGAACAACGGUGGUAAGAGGCCGCCCGUCCCAGCGGCAUCGUCAACCGCAGCAGCAGCAGCAGCAGCAACAGCAGCAAGGUGAACGCUAUGUUCCACCACAGCUCCGGCAGCAGUGACAGCAGCAGCAGCGCCCGAGGCAGCAGCAGCAGCAGCAGCAACAGCAGCAGCAGCAGCAAGGUGAGCGCUAUGUCCCACCACAGCUCCGGCAGCAUCGACAGCAGCAGCAGCAUCAGCAGCAGCAGCAGCAGCAGCAGCAGCGUCAGCAGCAGCAGCGUCAGCAGCAGCGUCAGCAGCAGCAGCGUCAGCAGCAGCAGCAGCAGCAGCAGCAGCGUCAGCAGCAGCAGCGUCAGCAGCAGCAGCAGCAGCAGCAGCAGCACCAACAGCAGCAGCAGCAAUGGCAGCAGCAGCAGCAGCAACAGCAGCAGCCGCGGCAAAGUUUGCCUCAUCGCAAACAGACGCAGCUGCAGCUUUCUCCACGACUGCAGCAGCAACAGCAGCAACAGCAGCAGCCGCAGCAACAACAGCAGCAGCAGCCGCAGCAGCUGCUCUGGACAACGGUGGUAAGAAGCUGCCCGUCCCAGCGGCAACGCCAACUGCAGCAGCAACAGCAGCAACAGCAGCAGCAGCAGCAGCAGCAAGGUGAGCGCUAUGUCCCACCACAGCUCCGGCAGCAACGACAGCAGCAGCAGCCGCAGCAGCAGCAGCAACAGCGUCCGCAGCAACAGCGACCGCAGCAACAGCGACCUCAGCAGCAGCGAUCACAGCAGCGAAAGCCGGCCAAGCCCGAGCUUAUCGAGGUAUCACCCAAUGAAGGUCAGGAUUGGGAGAGCCUUCUGCUGCUUGUGCAAACGGCAGUUAGGACUGACGAGCGCUACAAGCCGCUUAAGGACCACGUCGUCCUGGGCCGCCGCACCAGUAAGGCGUUGCUGCGACUCACGCUCAGCCGCAAGGCGAAUGCUGCAGCAGGUCCCUGCCAUCGUGGGCAGUGCUGGAGUGUGUCGGCACGUCACGGAAAUGGCGUCACUGGUCAUUCAUGA
Anopheles coluzzii is the source of this 1665-nucleotide messenger RNA. RefSeq lists its product as uncharacterized. The record is from RefSeq and is a predicted model, not a curated record. Lineage: Eukaryota; Metazoa; Arthropoda; Insecta; Diptera; Culicidae. The transcript has a single exon.